Messenger RNA from Syngnathoides biaculeatus (alligator pipefish), 1695 nucleotides. RefSeq names its product solute carrier family 18 member B1 (gene slc18b1). NCBI's taxonomy places the organism in Eukaryota, Metazoa, Chordata, Actinopteri, Syngnathiformes, Syngnathidae. Gene Ontology annotation, molecular function: transmembrane transporter activity. The transcript is spliced from 13 exons. The coding region runs from base 199 to 1560 and encodes 453 amino acids. Gene Ontology annotation, biological process: transmembrane transport. The record is from RefSeq and is a predicted model, not a curated record.
UUUGAAGGGGUUUCCGGAAGUAGCCGCAGAGUUUGCUCGAACUUGACCGGGGAAGUCAACGCGAAGGCGUGCGCGUGCACGUGCGCGCGUUUGUGCGCGAGAGCUUGUUCACGUCAGCCGAAGUCUCCUUUUCACUUAUUAUUAUUUUAAAAUAUCGCAACACAAAACAGGCUGGAAAUUGUUUUCUCAGGAGGCAAAAUGGAGCCCGAGGCGGACCUUCAGCCACAAGAGGACUCGAGGGAGCCUCGGGCGAGGAUGACAAAACGGCAGACGCUCACCUUGAUAUCCAUGGCGUCCGUCAACUUCAGCUCCAUGAUCUGCUACUCCAUACUGGGACCGUUCUUCCCCAUAGAGGCAGAGAAGAAAGGCGCGUCGCAGACGACGGUGGGCGUCAUAUUCGGCUGCUACGCCGUCAGCAACCUGAUCGGCUCGUUGAUCCUCGGCCGAUACAUCGUGCCAAUCGGCGCAAAGAUGAUGCUGAUCACGGGGCUGUUUGUGUCGUCGGGCUGCACCAUUCUCUUCGGGCCUGCUCUCGAUCCCCUCCCUCCCGGCAGGCUGCUGGACAGAGUCCCGGCCGGUCCGGUUUUCAUCGCCCUGUGCGUCAUCGUGAGGUCGGUGGACGCGGUGGGCUUUGCCGCCGCCAUGACUUCCUCCUUCGCCCUCUCGGCUAAAGUUUUUCCCAACAAUGUGGCCACUGUUUUGGGAAGUUUGGAAGUGUUUACGGGCCUGGGCCUGAUCCUGGGACCGCCGGUCGGAGGCUGGUUCUACCAGUCCUUCGGGUACGAGGUUCCCUUCAUGGCGCUGGGCUGUUUCCUGCUGAUCAUGGUUCCGCUCAACAUCUACAUUUUGCCCUCCAUCGACGCCGCUUCCACCAAGAGCUCCUUCCUGGGCCUUCUGCAAAACCCGCAAGUCAUCCUGCUCUGCCACGUCAUCUUCACCCUGAGCUCGGGUCUGGGCUUCCUGGACGCCACCUUGUCACUCUACGCCGUAGAACAGUUCCAGCUGUCCGCCGGCUACGUGGGUCUGAUCAUGCUGGGUCUUUCCUUCCCGUACUCGCUGGGGUCGCCGCUGAUGGGCUUUUUCACCGAUAAAUACCCCGCAACCAGGAGCUGGUUCAUGGUGAUCGGCGGCGCCACCACGGCUUUGGGCUUCCUGUUGCUGGGGCCCGUCCCUUUCCUUAACAUACCAAAGCAUCUGUGGCUGCUGGUGGUCAUGCUGGGGGUCAUCGGCUUUUCCCUGGCGAUGACCGCCAUCCCGGUCUUCCCGGAGGUCAUAAAGUGCGCCUACGAGAACGGUUACGAGGAGGGACUGAGCACUCUCGGGAUGGUGUCGGGGUUGUUCGGAGCCGUGUGGUCCGCAGGGAUGUUUUACGGCCCUACGGUGGGCGGCGUCAUCACGCAGCGUCUGAGCUUCGAGUGGGCUGCCGCCAUCCAAGGAGGCCUGGCCUUCCUGGGCGCUUUCUUCCUGGUCCUCUAUUACGUCUCGCAUCCAGCGACGCGCCACAGGCUUCCAGACAGCAGGAGACAAGCUGACGAGAGACUUCCGCUCCUGAAUGAAUGAAUCGCUGGCCAACAAUAUUUUCAUAGGAAGGAUGUGCCGAAAUGUUCGCAUUGUUCUGAACUCGGCGGGCGGGACGGGACGACUGUUAUUACGUAUAAUUAAAAGUGGGAGGAAAUUUUCUAGUCAACGCAGCUU